AUGGCCGAGGAACGGCCCGAGCAUCUCGAGCGACGCAUGGUCUUGGUGGAGAUGGAGGCCAAGAUCGAGGCUCUUCACAUCCAUGAACUGGAUAUGUCUCAGCUGAAGGAACUGAAAAUUGACCUCAAGCCAAUGUCUCUCCAUGGGACGUCAGCCCGCAAGCCGUUCUUCUUCCUACCGCACUCUGAACUCCCGGAGCCGGAGGAUGAGGAACUGAACGAGCUCCACGAGGUGUUUGACGACGAGGAUACCUGUUUUUCACGCCCUGUGGACCGUGCCCAUCAGGUAGAAGUCAGCUUCACGUCUUAUACUUUUCAUUUCACCCUAGUUGGAGAGGCCGUCACGCCGUGGUCCACGAAAGGCGUUGGCGAUUACACCCCUUACAAGAGCGUUUAUGGAUAUGAGAAGCCGGAGUUUGGGACUUUCCAUCUGACAGACAUCCGAGGAGGGGAAUUUCCCCAUUCCAAGGCGGUCAUCUACAAUGGCCUCGAGGGGAAGAAUCAGCACUUGCUUCGUGGAGAGCUGCUGAUUCUUCUUCGCAUAAUGUUGGGCCAGAUGAGGAAGCGGCGUUUUCUGCACCAUAUGGUCGCACCGGUUUUACUCAUCUCCUUCCUGGGCAAGCGCGGACGUGUGAUCGAGGGCUACUUUGAUGGUGAACGUCUAAUUCUGGGCUGUACCGACCUGUACAACUUGCGCGACGAGACUGCCCUGGCACUGAAAGAUUUUGCCGAGUGGUAUCUGGGCAACCCUACCGGUGAUACAUCCUAA
Aspergillus candidus is the source of this 768-nucleotide messenger RNA. RefSeq lists its product as uncharacterized. Lineage: Eukaryota; Fungi; Ascomycota; Eurotiomycetes; Eurotiales; Aspergillaceae. The coding region runs from base 1 to 768 and encodes 255 amino acids. The transcript has 3 exons. The record is from RefSeq and is a predicted model, not a curated record.